AUGGCGAAACGGAAGCGUGAAGAUGACAUGGAUGAUGGCGACAGCAAAAAACUGGACCCAGUUCUUGAAAACCAAGUUUCACGCCUAAGGGCCAAACUCACUUACGGUAUUAAGAGCCUGCACGCCGCUCUUAAGCUCGCGCGCGGAUUUGAGAAGCAAAAACUCGGCCGUCGUCAGAAGGCCGCCAGCAGUGAGCCACACAAUCUACUACGCCUGCGGGAGGAGGUCAUCGUGCUCAAGCAGCUGAAACUCGAUCGGACGGCCAGACAGUAUGUCAUCAAACAACUGGUCAAGACGAAACGUAUCAAAGAACAUCCUGCAUUCAUCCAGGUUUACGGACCGGAUCCGGUGCUUGAUCCGACAAAGUCAAUUGCGGAAGGAAAUGUGAUAGGAAGGCUUUUCAAUUCUGGGCCGGUGAAACAGGUCCUUCCCGGGAUUAUGAAUGGCAUCUAUGAUGCCCUAGAUAUAUCGCAGGCUGGGCCCGACAAGAUUGACAUCAAACGUGACAAACGUGCAGUCACCAGCAAAAGCAAAAACUCUGAAGACGAAGAUGUCUUUGAUGGAUUUUCCGACAGGGAACCUGAUGACGGCGAGGCUGUAAACGACGACUUAUCGGGCUCAGAAAUGGACAAUCUCCUGGAUCAGUAUGCAGGCCGAUUAGCAUCUUCCGAUGAUGAGACGAAUGACGAUGCCUCGGCAGACCUGCAAUUUAGUCCCAGUGAUAGCAUAUCAGAGCAAGGGAACCUCAUCCGGCCUCCCCGAGAGGAUCUCUCAAUCUCAGCCAGCCCCGAACCCGUUGAUCGACGAGAAAGACCCUCGAACACUGAGAAAAUCGUCAAACCUUUGUCGUCAACAGCUUUUUUGCCCUCACUGAGUCUUGGGGGUUAUUACUCCGGUUCCGAUUCAGAAACUGGUGAUUUGAACUAUAAUCGCGGGCCGCCUCUGCGCAAAGAGCGCAAAAACCGCCGUGGGCAACGAGCACGGCAGAAGCUUGCCGAAAUGAAAUUUGGGAAGAAAGCCAAUCAUAUUGCGCAGCAGACGGCCACACGACAAACCAGCUGGGAUCCGAAGCGAGGCGCAGUUGGGGAAAAUGAUCGCCGCCAGCACCGUUUCCGCGAUGGGAAAGUAAGUCACAAAGCAAAUGGCGCAGCUACCCAAGGAAACACGGUGCCAUUGGGCAAACCAAAGAAAAGGGACGACUCUGGGUCACUGCAUCCUUCCUGGGAAGCUAUCAAAAAGCGGAAGGAGUCUCAGACCCAAGCCAUUUUUACAGGGAAGAAGGUCACUUUCGACUAG
Messenger RNA from Exophiala xenobiotica, 1296 nucleotides. RefSeq lists its product as uncharacterized. Gene Ontology annotation, cellular component: nucleus; 90S preribosome. Lineage: Eukaryota; Fungi; Ascomycota; Eurotiomycetes; Chaetothyriales; Herpotrichiellaceae. The transcript has a single exon. Bases 1 to 1296 code for a protein of 431 amino acids. The record is from RefSeq and is a predicted model, not a curated record. Gene Ontology annotation, biological process: maturation of SSU-rRNA.